AUGGCACCUGAUCCGGCCGUGCUACCGGGUGACGUCCUCGCGGAGAUCCUCGGCCGCCUCGCGCCGCACAGCCUAGCCACGUCCCGGCUGUUCUGCAGUGCGUGGCGCGACACCAUCGACGCCCGCCUGCGCGCCCACCUGCUCCCGUGCUUCAUGCGCGGAAUCUUCAUCAACUUCACCCGGCUUAGAUUCUCGGAGUUCUUCUCACGUCCCACGACAGGCCCGGCGAUCUGCGGAGGGCUCGACUUCUUGCCCUGCACGGGCGUCAGUGUCAUGGACCACUGCAACGGGCUAUUGCUUUGCCGCGGUCUGAGGCACGAGCACGACCAUGCACUGCCGCGCGAUUAUGUUGUCAACCCGGCCACACGUCGGUGGGCGCGUCUGCCCCAACACCCUCGGCCGCACAUGCCGGGUUCCGACGAGAGCGCGUACCUCGCGUUCGAGCCAGGCAUGUCACCGCACUAUGAGGUCGUUCUGAUCCCGCUCGUGUUGUCCGCCGGCGUGUCGAACGAUGACACAUUGCAUGGAUCGGAGUGGCCCCCCGCGUCAUACGUCAUUGAUGUGUUCUCGUCAGUUACUCGGUGGUGGGACAAGACGACCUUUGUUCGGGAAGGGGAGACCGCAGGGAUCAUUGACUACAUGGAUUCAGAUUGGUCGUAUAAUCAAUAUCAUUAUCAUGCGGUCUACUGGCAAAGCAAUCUCUAUAUCCAUUGCCAGCAUGGCUAUCUCAUGAGAAUGUGUUUGUCAGAUCACACAUACAGAGUAAUUACACUACCAGUCAGUAAAUAUUUACCGAGAGGAUAUCCCGACCACCAUCUUGGUAAAUCACAGAGAGGGGUGUAUUGUGCAAUAUCAAAUAACCGGAGUCCGGUCCUUCAGCUUUGGCAUCUCAAUGAAUCGUGUAGUCGAAUAGAAUGGGUGCUAAAUCAUGAUACCACUCUUAAUACCUUUGAAUAUGAGGACUAUGCCCAACUAGGUAGGCAAUGGAUCAUACAGGAUGUUAACUACCGUAAGUGGUUCUUUGAGCAGAAUGGAAUUUACAAAGAGCCGGUGGAAGAGAAAUAUGACUGGAAUUCUGACGAGGAUAGCAUUCUUCACAUUGAAUAUGAUGUUGAAGAGGGAUACGAGGAUAACGGUCUUGACUUCGAAGAUGACGCUAUCGAGGAUAACACUCUUGAAGAGGGAUAUUAUGGAAAUUAUUAUUUCCUUGGGUUUCAUCCUUAUAAAGAGAUUGUCUUCUUAAUUUCAUCAGGGAGAAAACCUAGAGGACUGGCCUAUGAUUGGAACAGCUCAAAAUUUCAGGACUUGGGCAAUGUGUGUUCAGCAUAUUACGACCCCAUCUGUGGACUACCAUGCCAAGAGACAUAUGCAGCUUUCCCGUAUACACCUUGCUGGAUAGGCGAGUUUCCGGGAAACGAAAUAGAAUCGCUAUAUCAAGAUCGGGAACUAUCUAGGACAAAGAUGGAAUUGGAAGAGGAAUCCAACAUUACAUGCAUGGACUUGUACGAUAUGCGCAAGUUCAGUGGACGCGUCAAGAGGAUCAAGGACUCCACAACCAAGAUUCGUCGCAGACGCCGCAAGUAG
This is a messenger RNA of Triticum turgidum subsp. durum (durum wheat), 1584 nucleotides long. The record is from the annotation of a GenBank genome assembly. Lineage: Eukaryota; Viridiplantae; Streptophyta; Magnoliopsida; Poales; Poaceae.